AUGGGGCAUGCAGGUAUGAUUGGAUGCAUUUCUUUUCAUGGGGCAAGGAUUGAAAGUGUUACUUCUGCUGUUCAGGUCUUGAUAAACCCGGGCACAGUUGCUACUCUCAUAUCUACCCAUGUUUUUGUUUAUUUUCCCCCACAGGAAGUCGUCGUAUUUGCAUCAACUUAUGUCUUAGUUUCCCUCAGUCUCGACCGACUUGAUGCCAUUGCCAGGCCCCUACGGUUUACCGGUAGUGGUACGAGGUCUCGAAUCCUGGUGGCGUCAGCAUGGGGCUGUGCCAUCAUCUUCUCGUGUCCGUCGUUAUUUCUGUUCAAAGAAACCACCAACCCAUUUGACGAGUCCAUAAAACUGUGUUACUUGGAUCUAACGGAACCGUGGCACUGGAUGGUCUAUAUCACAUUGCUAGCAGUGGCCUUGUUUAUCAUACCAACCAUAAUAAUUAUUAUAUGUUACACCACCAUUAUCUAUGUCAUAUGGAACAAUGGUAAAAUGCUACUUGGUAUGGAAGGCAGUAAUGCUAGCGAUCAUUCACAGAAAAGAUGGAAGCAUCAAACGAAAACAGGCUCAAAGCACAGUCAUGCGACUUCCAACAGCAGCAACAGCUCCAGUUCCAGUUCCAGGGGUGUCAUCCCCAAAGCUAAAAUCAAAACAAUUAAAAUGACUUUCCUUAUUGUCCUCGCCUUCAUCACAUGUUGGUCUCCCUACAUGAUAUUCUGUCUGCUACAAGUCUACGGAAUGAUACCCAACACACAUACCAUGCUGGCCAUCGCCACAUUCUUCCAGAGCUUGGCACCACUGAAUUCUGUUGCCAAUCCCAUCAUUUACGGCAUCUUCAAUUUAUGUGACUGUAAGAAUACAAGAAAUGCUGCUUGUUGCAGUGAAAUGAUUUGUAAAUGCUUCUAUGACAGAAGAGCAAGAAAAACCACGACUUUCAGAUCUGUAACAUCUGGAUACACCACAGUCGUUGAAACAAACUUCACUCACAGAGAACAUCUGGAGCAGACAGCAUCAAGGCGAGACUCUGGAGUGCCGUAUGUGAAAAGUGCCAUCAGUGAAACAGAGCGGAAGAUCCUUCUUCGAAAUCUCAACACAAUCGCGCCUGAGAAAAUAAAAAACAGAAAAAGCAUCCGUGAAUCAAAACUAUAAACUGAACUCUGAUGAAACUCGGCUUAAGUAAACUGGGUCAAGACGAAUUUUGCCGAAGAAAGUUGAGUUGAGCUGAAUUAAGUCGAAUUAAGAUAAAUUGAUCUGUGAUGAGUUGGGCUGUGGUGAAUUUAGAUAACACAGAUUGAACUGAGACAAAUUGAGCAGAGAGAUAUCUAACUGUGAUGAGGUGAGCUGGCAAAGAUUUGGUUGACUGAAUCUUCGCAAAGUUGGA
Messenger RNA from Octopus sinensis (East Asian common octopus), 1381 nucleotides. RefSeq names its product cardioacceleratory peptide receptor-like. The record is from RefSeq and is a predicted model, not a curated record. The transcript is spliced from 7 exons. NCBI's taxonomy places the organism in Eukaryota, Metazoa, Mollusca, Cephalopoda, Octopoda, Octopodidae. Gene Ontology annotation, molecular function: vasopressin receptor activity. Gene Ontology annotation, biological process: G protein-coupled receptor signaling pathway. Bases 1 to 1149 code for a protein of 382 amino acids. Gene Ontology annotation, cellular component: membrane.